This is a messenger RNA of Orycteropus afer afer, 285 nucleotides long. RefSeq names its product neuropeptide S receptor-like. Gene Ontology annotation, cellular component: cytoplasm; membrane. Gene Ontology annotation, molecular function: neuropeptide receptor activity. Bases 1 to 285 code for a protein of 94 amino acids. Gene Ontology annotation, biological process: positive regulation of release of sequestered calcium ion into cytosol; neuropeptide signaling pathway. NCBI's taxonomy places the organism in Eukaryota, Metazoa, Chordata, Mammalia, Tubulidentata, Orycteropodidae. The transcript has 3 exons. The record is from RefSeq and is a predicted model, not a curated record.
AUGGCUAUCCCAUAUGGAAAACUGUGCACCAGCUAUAACCGGGGGCUCAUUUCAAAGGCAAGAAUCAAAGCCAUCAAGUAUAGCAUUGUCAUCAUUCUCGCCUUCAUCUGCUGUUGGAGCCCAUACUUCCUCUUUGAUAUUCUGGACAAUUUCAGUGUCCUUCCAGACACCAAGGAGCGCUUCUAUGCCUCUGUGAUUAUUCAGAACUUGCCUGCUUUGAACAGCGCCAUCAACCCUCUCAUCUACUGUGUCUUCAGCAGCUCUAUCUGCUACCCCUGUGGGUAA